AUGAAAAUGACUACUGCAACUCCAAUAACGAAGAAUAUUAUCCAUGUCGGACAAAAAUAUAUUCCCAUCGAAGACGGAAGUAAAGUAUAUUUCCACUUUCAAACAUGGAAGUUGGGGAAGGAUAGGAUAUUAAUAGACGACAGUAGGAAAAUAGGGAAAAAGGAACCUAUGGUGCUGGUAAUUGGACACAAAUUUAAACUUGAAGUCUGGGAAGCAAUCAUUAAGAUGAUGGCUAUCGGGGAAGUUGCAAGUUUUCAUGUGAAAAAAGAGUUAGUAUAUAGCUAUCCCUUUGUGUCCAAAACUCUAAGAGAAUUAGGUCAGGAGCAGAGAGUAAAGCAUAGUUGUACAAUGACAUUGCACACAGAGGGUAUCGGAUAUGCUGAUUUAGAUGGUCUUAUUAAUCAACCAAGUGACUUGGAAUUUGUUAUCGAAUUAUUAAAAGUCGAAAACUCAAGUGAAUAUGAAAAGGAAUUAUGGCAGAUGAGUACUGAAGAGAGAUUUAAUAUGAUACCCGAGCUAAAAAAGAAGGGCAAUAUGCUGUAUGGACAGAAAUUAUUUGAUGAAGCAGAGAAGGCAUACACCGAGGCUUUGUCUAUUUUAGAACAAAUGAUGUUAAGGGAAAGAAAAUGUGAUAAUGAAUGGAUAACACUAAACAAAAUCAAAAUUCCCAUUCUACUCAACUAUGCUCAGUGCAAAUUGAUCAAGGAAGAGUAUUACUCAGUUAUAGAGCAUUGCAACACAAUUCUGGAACAUGAUAAAGACAAUGAAAAGGCUUUAUAUAGACGAGCUAAAGCUCACACUGGUGCCUGGAAUCCAGAUGCCGCAGAAGAAGAUUUUAGAAGAUUAAAAAAAUUAAAUCCAGCUAUGACCGCCAUAUGUGAUAAAGAAUUGGAAUAUCUCAAAAAAUUACGCCACGAGAAAACAGAACAAGAUCGUGAUGCUCUUAAGAAUUUAUUUGGUACAGAGAUUGCGGCUUCCUAG
Molecule: messenger RNA, 981 nt
Organism: Danaus chrysippus (African queen)
Lineage: Eukaryota; Metazoa; Arthropoda; Insecta; Lepidoptera; Nymphalidae
Source: the annotation of a GenBank genome assembly